Eufriesea mexicana is the source of this 1839-nucleotide messenger RNA. It is a transcript of the gene Tif-IA, whose product is annotated as RNA polymerase I-specific transcription initiation factor RRN3 homolog Tif-IA. Gene Ontology annotation, molecular function: RNA polymerase I general transcription initiation factor activity; RNA polymerase I core binding. The coding region runs from base 142 to 1839 and encodes 565 amino acids. The transcript is spliced from 8 exons. The record is from RefSeq and is a predicted model, not a curated record. NCBI's taxonomy places the organism in Eukaryota, Metazoa, Arthropoda, Insecta, Hymenoptera, Apidae. Gene Ontology annotation, cellular component: nucleus. Gene Ontology annotation, biological process: transcription initiation at RNA polymerase I promoter.
CAUGUAGUAAGAAAGCGCAUGGGGAAAUACUUAAUAAUACGAUAUUUAUAUAGUGAUACAAGUUCAAAAUGUAAACAGAUCUAUGACUUGAAAUUGUUAAAAGUAUUAUUACGUUAGAAAGUCAUAAAUAUAACUCUAAAAAUGUCAGUUAUAUCCUCAAGAGUUAGUAGUGUUUCAUCAAUUUUAAAGACUCCUGGAAUUAGAUCACAACUUAUUAGACAAUCUAAUAGAGUAUACUUCAAACUUCCAAAAGAUCUUAAAGGUAUUAUCUAUAAUUUUGAAGCGGGCAAUGGAACAAAAGAUUAUGAAGAUUUAAUAUGUCUUUUGCGAGAUUCAAAUAUAAAGGAUGCAGAUUUAGUAGAAUUUUUAUCAAACGUAAGGCAGUGUAUAUCAUUACUUGGUCCUGUCCAUAAAGUAUUUAUAGAAACACUUUUACAAAUAAAGUGGACAAAUCGUUCAUUAGAUGUAAUAUCUGCUUACAAAGCAUUUAUUGAAGAUUUAAUUUGUAUGCAAAUUCAUUAUGCUAAAAAUGUAAUAGACAGUUUAAUUGAACAAUUUAAACCAGAUGAAAGUGAUGAUCCUGAAUGGAAAAAUGAUGGAUGCAAAGAAGAAGAUGUUCAAAGGUUAAACCAUAUACAUAAUACUCUUCAAAAGAUUUUAAAAGUUGUACCAAUGUCCAGCAAACUUUUAUUACAAUCCCUUAGAGCAAGGUUUCCAUAUAUUAUUCAUGGAACUCGUACACAUGAAAUAUAUGUUUAUGCAUUAAUUCAAAUAUUUGAAUAUGCACCACAGUUGCGAUCCGAUGUUCUAUCUCUAAUUAUUAAUAGGUUAAUGGUAUUAGAUGUAAAUAUACCACGUUUAGAGAUAGAUAAUGAAGAAGACCUAAUGGAUGAUAGUAGUGAAUGUGACAGUACACUUGGUAAUGAGAAUAAUGUUGUUGAAGAAAAUAAUAUAACAGAAACAGAUAAAAUACAUCCAAUAGCUCAUAAAUUGGAUGUGUGUAUGGAACUGAUUCUGAAAUACAUGCAUAACUCCUGUUUUAUUAAUGGAGUUUUGCAAGUAGAAUGUUUGAAAAGUCUCUAUUUUGAUGUAUUGCAAAUAUUUGAAACAGUAAUAUUACCUACUCAUGCAAGUCAAUAUGUGCAGUAUAUUAUGUUCUAUAUUUGUAGUUUUAAAACAGCUGUUGUGGAGGCUUUUGUAGAUUGGUUAUGGCGUAAGGCAUCCGAUCCUAACGUACCUUCUAUUAUACGACAGUCAUCUGUGGCAUACAUUGCUAGUUUGCUGGUUACAGCAACAUUUGUUACAGCUGGGUUGGUUAAAACAGUACAGUUUAGAAUAUCUAAAUGGAUACAUGACUACAUCAAUAUGCAAGAUCAUUCAAAUUACAUAGAAGACGAAAAUAAAGAACAUACUGUAUUUUAUUCUAUUUGUCAAGCAUUAUUCCUUAUAAUUACUAAAAGACAUAAUGAUUAUCCUGAUUCGAAGAAGUAUAUGUUAUAUUUACAAGAGUUGGAUUUGGCAAAGAUUAUAACGUGUAAAUUAAAUCCAUUGAAAGCUUGUCAUCCUGAAAUUGCGCAUAAUUUUGCAGAAAUUACACGAAUGUAUCAAUUAGCAUAUUGUUACACUAUUAUCGAAAAUAAUACACGAAAUCAACUUCCUCUUUUUGAUAGUAAAAGAGGAACAACAUCUAUAGUUGAAAAUUUUUUCCCAUUUAGUUCUUAUAUGUUACAACGAAGUGAACACAGAAUAAAUCCUUUAUUGCGUGACAACGUUAAUACUAGCAAACAUAGAACAACUAUUAAAUAUAAAGAAGAUAUUGAAUAUAUGACUGAAUAUUAG